This is a messenger RNA of Penicillium daleae, 558 nucleotides long. RefSeq names its product RNA recognition motif domain-containing protein. The record is from RefSeq and is a predicted model, not a curated record. The coding region runs from base 1 to 558 and encodes 185 amino acids. NCBI's taxonomy places the organism in Eukaryota, Fungi, Ascomycota, Eurotiomycetes, Eurotiales, Aspergillaceae. Gene Ontology annotation, molecular function: RNA binding. The transcript is spliced from 6 exons.
AUGUCGAAGCUCUUUGUCCACGGCCUUUCGUGGCACACCAAUGAUGAUACUCUCCGCGAUGGAUUCCAGCAGUUCGGCGAGAUCCAGGAAGCUAUCGUCGUCAAGGAUCGCGCAACUCUGCGCAGUCGUGGCUUCGGCUUCGUGCGCUUUGCGACUGAUGCUGAGGCUGAUGCUGCCAUGAACGCCAUGAACAACCAGGAGUUCGAUGGUCGCGUCAUUCGUGUCGACAAGGCCUUUGACCGUCCCAGCCGUCCCGAUGGUGGCUUCCAGGGUCGCGGCGGAUACAACCAGCAGCCCGGUAGUGGCUACCAGGGUGGUCAGGGUGGUGGUGGUGGUGGUGGUGGUGGCUUCGGCGGUAACGGUGGCGGCGGUUACAACCGUGGAGGAUAUGGCGGUGGCUAUCAACAGCAGCAGUAUGGUGGAAACGGUGGAAAUGGUGGUAACGGUGGUUACGCCGGCGGCAACUAUGGCGGUGGUUAUGGCGGCGGUGCCAACGCUGGCUACGGUGGUGGCGGUGGCUGGCGAAACAACCAGGCCCCCGCUCCCGAGGGCAACUAA